AUGACUGGACAUCAGGAUCAGAAUCAUGAUUAUUUUUCGAAACCCACGACGCCCUCAACACCGGGACAAGUGCAUCUUGGGAACGUCGCAAGCAGAAUCCCCAGCACCAUCUCGGACCGAGAAACAGGAGAACCCGACGGUGCAAAGUCAACGCACUCAAGACGGCGUGGACUUCAUGGAUUACCAUCCAGUUUCGUGUCGCGAAUGAGCAAGCGACCAAUCAGCUCAAGGCGCUUUACAAGAAUGUCCAGCGGGAACAGUACAGCGCGCCCUGCAGUACAACAACAUGCAUCCCAAUAUCAUACAUAUGCCCCUGCCGAAGAGGGCUACUAUGAAGAGAACCCUUGGUUCGGCGAGGCCGGCAAGAAGCCCAUCUUCAGUCUUGGAAAACCUCUUCCCCACCGCGUUCGUCGCAAGGUGGUGAAACCGAUCAAACCGGAUGGAAAAGUUGAUGAAGAGAUGGCCAUCGUCAAAGAGGAAUCUGAAGAUACACCCGCAGGGUACGCCUCGCGUACCACUUCAGGCCAGCCAUACCGAAUGCAUACUCAAACCAGUAUCGCAUCACGCGAAAUGCAGAACCAGCAGAGUCGAACUACAGCAGCUGGCGUUGCGCACAACGAGAAGCGAAAUGAUGCAGGACAGCCGGUAUUCGACUAUGUCCCUGGCGAAGCAACACCUGCAGCAACACCAUCGUAUCGUGACCCCGCAUCAAGAGUUGCUUCUCAUCAGCAAAGUAACAACCAACCAGAUUACAAGAUUGACAGUGAACCUUUGGGUCAGCAGGAGAAGCCAGAGGUUGAAGCUGGUGAGACGGAUCCGAAUGAGAUGAGGAACUGGUGGGCUAGGAUACGAGCGAAGCACCCUGAGCCACUUGCUGAAUUCCUUGCUACUUCUGUUGCGAUAUUCUUAGGUCUUACUGGUACUCUGUCUGUGAAUCUCUCAGCAAAACAGUCGCAGUCUUAUGGAACUUAUGAGACUUCAUGCUGGGCAUGGGGCUUUGCCUGGAUGUUCGGCAUCUAUCUCGGCGGCGGUGUAUCAGGAGCGCACAUGAACCCAGCCAUUUCCAUCUCGCUGUCGCUAUUCCGUGGUUUUCCAUGGCGGCAGUGUUUCAUCUACAUCCUCGCCCAAUUCAUCGCUAGCAUCCUCGCCGGAGCACUCGCAUAUGGCAUCUACGCCGACUCAAUCCACUACGUCGAUCCCGAGAUGGACGGAAUGUCAAAGACUUUCUUUUCAACACCUCGAGAAUGGGUAUCCCUCCAAUCCGCAUUCUUCAACCAAGUCGUCGGCAGCGCCAUCAUGAUGAUCGCAGUAUUCGCACUAGGUGAUGAUCAGAACAACCCACCCGGCGCUGGCAUGCAUGCCCUGGUACUCGGCUUUCUGGUAACUACCCUCAAGUUCACCCUCGGCUACAACAUUGGAUCUGCGCUGAACCCUGCCUCUGAUUUCGGACCGAGAGUUGUAGCGUAUGCGGUUGGAUAUCGCGGGUCAAAUGUGUUUCACAGCGGAUGGUGGUUUUACGGGCCUUGGGCAGCGACGUUGAUAGGGUCUGUGGUUGGAUGUGCGCUGUAUGAUGGGUUUGUGUUUGUUGGAAGUGAGAGCCCGAUCAACUUUCGGUUUAGUAAGGAAAUUAAGAAUAGAGCGAAUAAGUUGUUGAAAGAUUAG
Fusarium odoratissimum NRRL 54006 is the source of this 1662-nucleotide messenger RNA. RefSeq lists its product as uncharacterized. The coding region runs from base 1 to 1662 and encodes 553 amino acids. Gene Ontology annotation, biological process: glycerol transmembrane transport; water transport. Lineage: Eukaryota; Fungi; Ascomycota; Sordariomycetes; Hypocreales; Nectriaceae. The transcript has a single exon. Gene Ontology annotation, molecular function: water channel activity; glycerol channel activity. Gene Ontology annotation, cellular component: plasma membrane. The record is from RefSeq and is a predicted model, not a curated record.